Messenger RNA from Centrocercus urophasianus (Greater sage-grouse), 3047 nucleotides. RefSeq names its product carbonic anhydrase 8 (gene CA8). NCBI's taxonomy places the organism in Eukaryota, Metazoa, Chordata, Aves, Galliformes, Phasianidae. The transcript has 9 exons. The coding region runs from base 31 to 882 and encodes 283 amino acids. Gene Ontology annotation, molecular function: zinc ion binding; carbonate dehydratase activity. The record is from RefSeq and is a predicted model, not a curated record.
GGCAGCCCCGGCCCGAGGGGAGCAGCCCCCAUGGCUGACCGGAGCCUGAUCGAGGGAGCCGAGCCCUUCCCGCGCAGGGAAGAGGCUCCGGAAUGGGGCUACGAAGAAGGGGUCGAGUGGGGACUGAUUUUUCCCGAUGCCAACGGGGAGUACCAGUCGCCCAUCAACUUGAACUCGAGAGAAGCGAAAUACGACCCCUCGCUCCUGGAAGUGCGCCUGUCGCCCAACUACGUCGUGUGUCGCGACUGCGAAGUGAUUAACGACGGGCAUUCCAUUCAGAUCGCACUCAAGUCCAAAUCAGUGUUAAUAGGUGGGCCCUUACCUCGAGGACAUGAGUUUGAACUACACGAUGUUCGAUUUCACUGGGGGAGAGAAAACCAGCGUGGUUCUGAGCACACGGUUAAUUUUAAAGCCUUUCCCAUGGAGCUUCAUCUAAUGCACUGGAACUCCACACUAUACAGCAGCAUUGAUGAAGCGGUAGGGAAGAAGCACGGCAUAGCUAUCAUUGCUUUAUUUGUACAGAUAGGAAAAGAGCAUGUAGGCCUAAAGGCUGUAACUGAAAUUCUCCAGGACAUCCAGUACAAGGGAAAGUCCAAAACUAUACCCUGUUUUAAUCCCAACUCUUUAUUACCAGAUCCUCUACUGCGUGACUACUGGGUGUAUGAGGGCUCCCUAACAAUUCCACCCUGCAGCGAAGGUGUCACCUGGAUUUUAUUUCGCUAUCCUUUGACUGUGUCCCAAGUGCAGAUAGAGGAAUUUCGUAGACUGAGGACACAUGUUAAGGGUGCAGAACUUCUAGAGGGCUGUGACGGAAUCCUAGGAGAUAACUUCAGACCAACUCAGCCACUUAGCGACAGAGUCAUCAGGGCUGCAUUUCAGUAGCAGAAGAGGAAAAACAACAAAAGUAAAUCUUUAUUAAUAGAGGGAGAAGACAAUGCUCCCACAGUGCCCUUGGAUGAGAAAUGGAAACUUUUGAGGCUGCUGCUUCAGUUGAACCACAAAGCCUGUAUUGUUUGUCUUCAUCUAAUUCAACUCUGAUAGACAGCUGUGACAGUUGUUCUGUCCACACAGUUCAGUGAAAUUCUGGAAAUGGGGCUGUACAUUAAAAGAAGAAAGCAUUAAAUCUUCCAAUUUACACUGUUAGCUAUUUUUAAAUGGUAAUAAUCAUUGCUUAUGUAAUUUCCUUUUCUGCAGUAGCAUUCAAUAGUGGUCUGUGAUCCAAAUAAUACUAAUUUUAAGCUUGGUAUAAAUGUUAAUAUAUAGAGAAAUACUCAUUGUUGUGAAUGUUACAUUUAAUUUUGUUUUGUAGCAUCUCUUUUGCUGUCAGUAACCAUCUUUUCUGUAGGGGGGAGGUGUGUUCUGUAAAGCUAAUAAAACCAUUGGUUGUUCACAAAGUAUUAUACAAAUUCAGAAUUCUUUUUUGGGCAGAAAUGAACACUUCUCUGACAAGCGCUUAACAUGGCCUACCAGAAUAAAGCUGAAUGACAUUUGCAUUAUUAGGAACCUUAUUUGAAUAAAAAACAACUUUGGAAUAAGGAAAAUUAAUUGAUAUAACAGCAGACAGAGUCAUGGAAUUUUACAAAGAAAUUAUCAUUUCAGGCAGAAAAUUAUCAGCCUUUGUUCUCCUGUGAAUUAUGACAGUUCCAUUUGUUUCUGCACAUGGCUGAGGAUGGUGGUCUGAGGCCCUUCUCUGCAGGUCCUGAGCUGCUACACAGCAUGGGACCUGCCAUUCUGGGCCACACAUGACACAGCUCUGACAGAGCAAAAGAGAGAGAAGGAGACCAAGCCUGCAAGACAAGCUCUUAGCUUACAGUUCCUUCUAAACACAUAGCACUGAAAAACAAUGUCACAUGGUUUGAAUAGCUUUGGUCUCCAUGGCUUUCAGCGCGGUCCAUUUUGCUAGCACGUUUAUGGUGAGACCUGUGUGAGUGCAAGAAUGCAGAGACACAGAUGGCAAGCUUCAGGCAGGGCACAAUGGAGAUGCAAACAGAGGUUCACAAAGCAGAGGUUACUCCCUGGGAGCAGAUGGAUGAAUCAUCAAUCACGAAGUCAUCACCAUGCAGUGGUAAAUGUAGUGUCACAAGGCAUGCUUACUCCAUCUCGUGGGGGCUGCUGCUAAAUAAUGAGUAGCAAAUUCUCAGAGUCAUAUAUGUGUGUAUUAGGGACAGGAGAAACAAUAGGAGAAACCCACACACUGCAUAUGAACAUGGUGAGAGGGAGUGGAUGCUGCUCACCGGUUCAUGUGGUAGUAACUGUGCGUGCUGCAGGAAUGUGUGGAGAGACACGCAGCUGACCUUGGUGUUGCAAUAAGAGCAUGUAAGUCCAUCAUGAAGUCAUCUGUUUAUGAGGAUUAGUGGAGUUGUCAUUAAUAAAUUGCUCCUUGAGCCUAUGAAAACUCAUAUUUCUUAGAGUUAUGUAUAAGAAUUUUCCUCUCUAUCCGCAACAGCCCAGCAUUUACGUCAAAGUAACAGCCUCAGUGGAUGCUGCCCCUCUUCCAUCUGCAGGGACUCAGUGGUCCUUAUGUGCCCCUUCCAAUUUGGAAUAUUCAAUGAUUCUACAACUCCUCAGACAAUUGCAACAACAACCCAACUCCAGAGCCUGGUAUCCUCCAUUCUUUGCCAUAGGGCAGGGUGGAGUCUCUGCAUAAAGAUUGCUAUACGUAGUAUCUAGUCUGCAAAGGCUUGGCCGGGUUGUCUGCAGAUAUUGUGUGAUAAUCUGUAGUUGUCAGGUUCAGCUCUGAAAUCUCUAAAAAGAAAAUAAAAAAGGAAAAAUACCUGCCAGUUGAGGGCAUCUUCCUAUCUCCUUGCACCAAGUAAGGAAAGCCCUCCGAAACUGGAGUUAACCGGACUAUGAACCUGGUGGUUCUUAGUAUGUGUACUUAACUCAUUCAGAAGAUCUUUUCCUUUUGCACGUGAUGUAUUAUUAACUAUUGGGUAUUAACUGAAAGGAACUGUAAUGUUAAUAUGGCAAAUAUUGACGUAAUGAUGAAAUCUGAAAUAGUUUAUUCUCUGAAUAAAUAUGUUCCUUAUCUUGGAGCUGGCUGAUAU